UUUUUUUUUUCUCCUGCCGCCUCGUCCCUCGGCUUCGCCAGGUAUGACCGCCUCGCUGCAGCGCCUGUGGCUGGUGCUGCUGCUCGCCGGUGCCACCCUGCUGCUCGGCACUGCGGCCGCUACGCAGAGUGAGGAGCGGCUGUGUGCGUUCAAGGACCCCUAUCAGCAGGACCAUGGAAUCAGCGAGAGCCGAAUCUCUCAGGAGAAUGGCACAAUUCUGUGCAUGAAGGGUAGUACCUGCUAUGGACUUUGGGARAAAACACGAGAAGGAGACAUACACCUUGUAAAACAAGGGUGCUGGUCUCAUAUAGGAGACCCACAGGAGUGUCACUUUGAAGAGUGUAUAGUAACAACCACCCCCUCCUUGAUCCAGAAUGGAACAUACCGUUUCUGCUGCUGCAGUACUGACUUGUGUAAUGUCAACUUCACUGAAAACUUCCCGCCUCCUGAUCCUACUGAUACAACACCUUUCAAUUCUUCUCAUUCCUUCCAUCGAGAUGAGACUAUAGUUAUUGCCCUCGCGUCUGUGUCCGUGCUGGCCGUGCUGAUUGCGGCGCUCUUCUUUGGAUACCGGAUGCUUGCAGGAGACCGCAAGCAGGGUUUGCACAGCAUGAACAUGAUGGAGGCGGCCACAUCGGAGCCCUCGCUGGAUCUCGAUAACCUGAAGUUACUGGAGUUGAUUGGCCGGGGACGAUACGGAGCAGUGUAUAAAGGCUCCCUGGAUGAGCGCCCCGUUGCUGUGAAGGUUUUUUCUUUUGCUAAUCGCCAGAACUUCGUCAAUGAGAGGAACAUCUACAGAGUUCCCCUGAUGGAGCAUGACAACAUUGCCCGCUUCAUYGUGGGAGAUGAAAGGUUCACUGCAGAUGGGCGUAUGGAAUAUUUAUUGGUGAUGGAAUAUUACCCCAACGGCUCUUUAUGCAAGUAUCUGAGUCUCCACACGAGCGACUGGGUGAGCUCUUGUCGCUUGGCCCAUUCUAUUACGAGGGGCUUGGCCUACCUGCACACGGAGCUGCCCCGCGGAGACCAUUACAAACCUGCCAUAUCCCACCGUGACCUGAACAGCCGCAACGUGCUGGUGAAGAACGACGGCACGUGCGUCAUCAGUGACUUUGGGCUCUCCAUGAAGCUCACUGGGAACAGGCUGGUGCGCCCCGGCGAGGAAGACAACGCGGCCAUUAGCGAGGUUGGUACGAUCCGCUAUAUGGCCCCAGAAGUGCUGGAGGGAGCAGUGAACCUGCGGGACUGUGAGUCUGCCUUGAAGCAAGUGGAUAUGUAYGCGCUGGGGCUCAUCUACUGGGAGAUAUUUAUGAGAUGCACAGACCUCUUCCCAGGGGAAUCUGUGCCAGAGUACCAGAUGGCGUUCCAGACAGAAGUUGGAAACCAUCCCACUUUUGAAGAUAUGCAAGUCUUGGUGUCUAGGGAGAAGCAAAGACCAAAAUUCCCAGAAGCCUGGAAAGAAAACAGCCUGGCUGUGAGGUCACUCAAAGAGACCAUUGAAGACUGUUGGGAUCAAGAUGCUGAAGCGCGGCUGACAGCGCAGUGCGCUGAGGAGAGGAUGGCAGAGCUCAUGAUGAUCUGGGAGAGGAACAAGUCGGUUAGCCCGACGGUCAACCCCAUGUCAACUGCCAUGCAAAACGAGCGGAAUCUCUCGCAUCACAGGCGUGUGUCCAAGAUAAGGCCAUAUCCAGAUUACUCCUCUUCCUCCUACAUCGAGGACUCCAUGCACCACACGGACAGCAUAGUGAAGAACAUUUCCUCUGAGCAUUCAAUGUCCACGACGCCGCUGACUUCGGGGGAGAAGAACAGAAACUCCAUUAACUACGAGCGGCAGCAAGCCCAGGCUCGCAUCCCCAGCCCCGAGACCAGCGUCACCAGCUUGUCCACCAACACCACCACCACCAACACCACCGGCCUCACGCCCAGCACUGGCAUGACCACCAUAUCGGAGAUGCCUUACUCAGAUGAAACCAACUUGCACCCUGCAAACGUCAUGCAGCCGGGGGGGCCCACCCCGGUUUGUCUGCAGCUAACGGAGGAGGACCUGGAGACCAACAAACUGGAUCCAAAGGAAGUGGACAAGAACCUGAAGGAGAGCUCUGAUGAGAACCUGAUGGAGCAUUCCCUCAAGCAGUUUAGCGGGCCAGAUCCACUCAGCAGCACGAGUUCCAGCUUGCUCUACCCACUCAUAAAACUCGCUGUGGAGGUGACAGGGCAGCAGGACUUCACGCAAACUGGCAAUGGUCAAGCGUGUUUGAUUCCUGAUGUCCCAUCUGCUCAGGUCUAUCCUCUCCCCAAGCAACAAAACCUUCCGAAGAGGCCGACUACCCUUCCUUUAAACGCUAAAAAUUCGACGAAGGAGCCACGGUUAAAGUUCGGUGGCAAGCACAAAUCAAACUUGAAGCAAGUGGAAACGGGAGUGGCCAAGAUGAACACGAUCAACGCGGCCGAGCCUCACGUGGUGACAGUCACCAUGAACGGCGUGGCUGGCAGAAGCCACGGCCUGAACUCUCACGCUGGCACGGCCCCCUACGCGAACGGGACGGUGCCCUCGGGCCAGACGAGCAGCUCCGUCGCGCAGAGGGCCCAGGAGAUGCUUCAGAACCAGUUCAGCGGGGAGGAUAGUCGGCUGAAUAUCAACUCGAGCCCCGACGAGCACGAGCCCCUGUUGAGGCGGGAGCAGCAGGUUGGCCACGACGAGGGCGUCCUGGACCGCUUGGUGGACAGGAGGGAGCGUCCGCUGGAUAAYGGCCGAACGAAUGCCAACAACAACAACAGCAAUCCGGGCCCGGCGCAAGACGCGGCUGCGCUCGGCGUCCAGAGCGUAGCAAGAAACCCCGGGCAGAGCCAGCCUAGAAGAGCACAGAGGCCCAACUCACUGGAUCUGUCGGCCGCCAGCAGUUUGGAUAGCAGUAGUGUGCAGUGUGACUCCUCGCAGGAGGGCAAAUCGGGCUCAGGAGACAAGAUCAAGAAACGUGUGAAAACUCCCUACUCGCUCAAGCGGUGGCGUCCGUCCACGUGGGUCAUCUCCACGGAGCCGCUGCCCUGCGAGGUCAACAACAACGGGCGGGAGCGGGGAGCCCAGCCCAAGUCCAGCACCGCCGUGUACCUCGCGGAAGGAGGCGCCGCCACCACCAUGGUGUCCAAGGACACAGGAGUGAACUGCCUGUGAAAYGCGCUCCAAGCCCAGCAAUGACCUUUUUUUUGCAUUAUUUGAAACCAGAUGUGCAGAAGACAUUUGAAAAAACUGCUUUCUCCUCCUGUCAGCAGCCCCCUACCAAGGACUCGCUUUAAAUAGAUUUCAGCUAUGCAGAAAAUUUUUAGCUUAUGCUUCCAUAUUUUUUUAUUUUGUUUUAUUUUUUGGAUGUUUUUGCACUUUUAUUUAGUAUCGCUAAAGUUAAGUCUGUCUGUUUUGACCACAGAAUAUAUAUAUGUGUAUCAAAAAUGUGGUCGCAAAAUAUUUUUUUAAAAAAAAAAGUAACAAAAAAAGUAUUGCUGAUAAUCAGUUUGGACCAGUUUGUUAAGGUCACUAAGAUCAUAAGCAGACUAUAAGACAGGUUUGACUGCAGUGGUGUCUUGUAACCAUGUUUUGAUUUCUGUGCACAAGCUAGUGUGUAUAUUUCUAUGUUAAAAUGUAUUCUCUUUUGAACUUUUAUUUUCCUUGUGUCAUGUUGAAAUGUGCAAUAGUCUCUAGUUCACAGUAUGCUUUCUGGAGAAGUGUGUUUCCUGACCUGCCCCGUUCCCUCUCUGUGAGUGUUUGUUCAUUCUUCCCUGACAGUGGAGCCGUCGGCCGGUCCUGGCGGGGCCCUUUGCACAGCGGAGCCGGCUCGGAGCAGCUGCCUGGACCACGUUGUGCCCGGAGGUGACAGUGCAUGCAGCUUCCCGACGGGAAAGGGCUCUUCAAAAGGAGCUACAAAAAAGGAAGCGAGCUCAGUACCUUUCCUUUAAUCCUUCCAAAUCUAAAUGUGUUUCCUAGUAGAUGCUAGCCUGUGAAGUUUGGAAUAACAAAACAUUGAACAAAUGUAAGGAAACCAUGUCAGCCGUUUUUCCAUUUUCUUUUGUGUGCAGUUUCAGCCUAUGUAUUUAUGUAAAUCCUUAUUUAGAUCACUGAAAAUGUACAUUGAAAAAAUACAUUUUUAUCAGCUAUGUAAAUGACUGUCGUACUGAAAAGCUCUAGUGAAGACAGUUGCUAAGAUAUUUUGUUUACAUGGAGAACACAAAAUCAUGAAUCCUGAUUGGCACAAACUGUUCUGUGAUGAGUCACAAAUCCUGCAGGAUUUACCUCCUACCAAAAGUGCGAGGUAAAAUCAGCCCAAUUACUUUUGCAAGUAGCUGCAUCCCAAAUGCUCCUGUUGCAGAGCUAUAACUCUUCUUCCCAUCAGAGCCUCUCAUUCAUCUUGUUAAAAUAUAAUGCAUGCUUUUAAACUUCACGGUUGUGAGUGUCUUGGGGUGAGAGCUCUUUGCUUUUUCUGGUUAGAAGUUUCUCUCUGCUUGUGUAAACACUCCACACAGUGACUUCAGGUGUCAGUGAUCAGGAACRUAGCGUCUGUUGAGAAAAAUUGUUUUUGCAUCUUCUCAAGUAAACGUUAUUAUCAUAACAUUAUUGCAGCAAUCGUUUUUGCUGUCUACUGAGAGAAAAUUAAUAUCUUUACUGGCCAAACCCUCCUUCUGUCUAAAGCAUUUAGCUGGAGAAAUCAUCUUUCAGAUUAAAAAAAAMAAAACAAAAAACCUUCCUUAAAGCCAAUUUACAUUAGAAGUAAAUUGUGCCAGCUCUAUUCUUUACAUCUCAUGACCUACCUGGCAUAUAUAAUAAAUGCUUUCCUACACCUGUUUCUUACUGUUGCCCAACACCUCUGUUCAUACCCGAUUUCUGUGAUUUCCCAUCUUGAUGUUCCUUAAGUAACUCUUAGAUUCUCCUAGAUGUCUCCAAGAGGUCAAGCUGUAUGACCAGGCUCAGGUUCAGCGUAGCUGUGGGAACACAGGCCAGGACAGGGUUUGAGCUCGCCGG
Messenger RNA from Nothoprocta perdicaria, 5005 nucleotides. RefSeq names its product bone morphogenetic protein receptor type 2 (gene BMPR2). The coding region runs from base 44 to 3169 and encodes 1041 amino acids. Gene Ontology annotation, molecular function: ATP binding; transforming growth factor beta receptor activity. Gene Ontology annotation, cellular component: plasma membrane; signaling receptor complex. Gene Ontology annotation, biological process: cellular response to growth factor stimulus; protein phosphorylation; BMP signaling pathway. Lineage: Eukaryota; Metazoa; Chordata; Aves; Tinamiformes; Tinamidae. The record is from RefSeq and is a predicted model, not a curated record. The transcript has 13 exons.